Messenger RNA from Maniola jurtina (meadow brown), 2062 nucleotides. RefSeq lists its product as uncharacterized. The coding region runs from base 58 to 2034 and encodes 658 amino acids. The record is from RefSeq and is a predicted model, not a curated record. NCBI's taxonomy places the organism in Eukaryota, Metazoa, Arthropoda, Insecta, Lepidoptera, Nymphalidae. Gene Ontology annotation, cellular component: cytosol. Gene Ontology annotation, molecular function: aldose reductase (NADPH) activity. The transcript is spliced from 15 exons.
GUUUACGAGCUAAAUUCGAGCCCGUGACGAACUAACGGACGCUUGGCGCACGAGCGAAUGAAGAUUCAGAACUCAGAAUCGCAUGCCACUAGUCAGUGCGGUCGAGUCGGCAGAUCGGUCAACAUGCGGCAGCUUUCCAGUUUCGUAGUUUUGCUCUUCGGAUUAAACUUGGCGGCAGCUACACAAGCGCCCUGCAUUGAACUGAACGAUGGCAACAAGAUGCCGAUUGUCGCACUUGGCACGGGCAGAGGCACUGCGAGUGAAAACGCGCCAUUGAACGAGGUACGUCAAGCAGUAUAUUGGGCCAUCGAAGCUGGAUACAGACAUAUAGACACUGCAGCCAUUUACUUUGACGAGACAGAAGUCGGCCAGGGGAUUCAGGAUGCUAUCAAUAACAACCUUGUCACGAGGGAUCAACUCUUUGUUACUACUAAGUUAUGGAGUGACAAACAUCGUCAACAACAAGUGGUACCAGCUCUUAAAGAGUCUCUCCAGAAACUCGGCUUGGACUAUGUUGAUCUUUACUUAAUCCAUUUCCCAAUCGCUGUGAAGGAAGAUGGCAGCUUCGAUGAUGUGGACUACUUGGAGACUUGGAGAGGAAUGGAAGAGGCACGCGCUCUGGGCUUGACCAGGUCCAUCGGUGUGUCCAACUUCAAUGCCAGCCAAGUUGAUCGGAUAAUUACCAACAGCAGGGUUUGGCCAGCUGUCAAUCAAGUUGAGGUUAACCCAACUCUAACCCAAGAGGCGUUAGUCACCCAUUGCCAGGAGCUGGGUGUAGCAGUCAUGGCGUUCAGUCCAUUCGGCUUCGUGGUGUCCAGGAAACGCCCCGAUGCACCUCCUCCGCGAGCUGACGACCCGGUACUGGUGCAAAUGGCUAACAAGUACAAGAAAUCAGUUGGACAGAUUGUUCUCCGAUACCUGAUCGACCGCGGGCUAGUCCCCAUCCCGAAAUCCGUCAACAAGAAGAGACUAGCAGAGAACAUAGACUUAUUCGACUUCAGCCUAACCAAAGAGGAGGUCCAAUUGAUUAACCGAUUCAAUAAAAACAAACGCUCACUUACUCAUACAAUCGUAGUUCCAAUUUCAUUGAUGAACGAUGGCCACCUGAUGCCACGCACAGCCUUCGGUACUUAUAUGCUUGAUGACCGGCCAUACAUGCGCCAAGCAGUCACAUGGGCAAUUGAAGCAGGAUAUAGGCACAUAGACACCGCAGCUCUUUAUACAAGUGAGGACAAGAUCGGUGAGGCCAUCUAUGACCUCAUAAAACAGGGUAUCGUGAAACGGUCAGAACUGUUUAUCACUUCGAAGCUAUCAUUCAAAUUUGGCACCCGUGGGCAGGUCAUACCAGCUAUUCGAGAUAGUUUAAAAAGACUAAAGACAGAUUAUGUGGACCUAUACCUUAUUCAUAUACCGCGUAAUGUGCUAAAUGUGACGAAUUAUGAUUACUUGGAGAUUUGGAAAGGUCUUGAAGAUGCUAAGCGGAUGGGUUUGACGAGAUCUAUUGGUGUUUCGAAUUUCAACAGCACAGAAAUUAAUAAGAUCCUACUUAAUUCUAAAACCCCACCAGCUGUUAGCCAGAUUGAGAUAAAUCCUACCUUCACAAAUCUGGAAUUAGUGGCUUACUGUCAAAGUAAAGGCAUCACUGUAUCUGGAUACGCACCUCUUGGCUUCCUCGUGCCAAGAUCAUUCAAUGUUCAAUCAAUACCGCCCACUUUUGACGAUCCGAUAUUGGUGAGGAUGGCCAAGAAAUACGGUGUAGCAGUUAAUCAGAUUGUUCUGCGGUAUUUGGUUGACCGCAACGUGAUGCCAAUCGUUGCCUCCUUAGACAAGGAUCAUAUUGAAUCGAAUAUAGACAUUUUUAAUUUUACUAUAAGACCAGAAGACAUUCUCUUGAUAAAUGAAUAUAACAGGAAUUUCAAGGUUUACGUUAUUGAUUAUGAUGGACUGGACAAAGCGAUGACCGAUGGAUAUGAAUAUAUCAAGGAUUACGUCAGAGAACACAAUUUGAAACAGUUUGAAAAACUUUUUUUGUAGUUCCGGAUUCCAGUAUCUACAAUCUACA